CAUCAGCUGAUGCGCGCUGAAAGACCGCAAGGCAGAUUUGCUCGCCCUGUUUUCAUUCCGUAGCUAGGUAUGUAUAAUAUCCCGCAUCGACUUACUUUAGGCCCUCUGCGCCUCAAUGCCAAUGCAAGCCAACUCAGCCUGUCGAUCAUCGCCUUAAAUUGGCAUUCAGUCUCAAUGCCUUCAAACACCUUACCUGCAUCCUCUGCUUCUCUCCGUCUCGCUAAACUCGGUGACUAUAGGCGAAAUAGGAAUUACAAGUACCGACAGCAUCUUUCUUGAAUCCAUUACAUCCCAUUUAGACCAAGACCAGAACGAAUCUUGGGAAGUCGCAAACGGCAAGUUGAUAUUAGGCUUUCCCAAAUAAACUACAAACUCCAGGUUUUUCGCUAGUAAAAAUGCAUCGUGGGACUCGACUCACUGUCCCCUCAGGGGAUAGUGGUCACAUGGGCAAUGUACGACUGCACAAACUAUGGGCAGGGGAAUAUCUUGCUGCGCCAGAUGACAAUCUGGGUCCUGACUCCGACCUUGUUCGAGAAGUCGAGUGCGACGAGCUUAACCUACAGCACAUCGAGACCAGGAUACAGCAGCUUAUUCCCAUCUUGGAUAUUGCGAAGGGGUUUUGUUCGAAAUGCAGGCAUCUACUGGACCACUGGCCAGACUUGUCGGCAACUGACUGGGACUACGCUCCAGGCCGCUCUUUUAGCAGUGUGUCCGAGAUAGAAGCCGCUACCAGAACUGGCUGCAAGUUCUGUACCUUCCUCUUCUCACGAUUGCUCGAAGAUGGGCUUCUGGACAAUUUUCGGAAAAUAGAAUCGCGGCUUGUUGUUCUUGGUCACGAUGCGACCAUAACACUAUCGAUUCAGAACUGGGGCCAGGGGCCGGCACAGUCUCAAAUCUUGUGGUUAAACUUACCGGGAAAGGAGGCAACUCACUGCAACAGUGAAGGCGCCCGUGCCGCCAGCUUUGAGUCCAACGUGAUGAAACUCUCUGCAAAACUGUGGCAGGAAAAGAUCGACAUAUUUGAGGUUGCGAGAAUCUGGCUCCGUGAAUGUUGCGUCUUUCACGGACAGUGCCGUCCUACAAAAGAGUACAGCCGACCCUCAAGGUUAAUCUCCUUCGAGCAAAAUGUUGCUCGAGUUGUUCUUACAGAAAGUCUCGACAUCAUGCCGCAAUACGCCACCCUGAGCUAUUGCUGGGGACGCGAGCCGUUCCUGAUGCUAGAUACUGACACAAUGGGCUCGUUUCUUGAUGGGAUUGCCAUAAAACACCUUCCGAAAAUCUUCCAAGAUGCCAUUCAUGUGGCGCGGGAAUUAGGACUGUCGUACAUCUGGAUAGACGCCCUGUGCAUCAUCCAACAGAACGAUGGCCACGACGACUGGCUCCAGGAAUUGGGCCUUAUGGAAUCGAUUUACGGUAAUUCCUAUGUCAACCUUGCCGCGUCAUCCGCAACAAAUGUACAUGGGAGCUUAUUCUCGAAACCUGAGCACUACAGCGCGGGCUUCUGUGCACGAGUCACUACAAGCGAAUACUGUACUGUUCAGAGUUUCUAUAAAGAAAACCUGUACAGGAAAUUCUCCAACGGCUCACAUCUGGCCACGCGUGGUUGGACGCUCCAAGAAAGAUUGCUACCUCCCCGCACAAUCUUUUUCGGAGACAGCGGCAUCUUUUGGGAAUGCAGAUCCAUGACCAGAUCUGAGUUCUCACCCGAUGUGUCCCGCGCGGUCUUUAACCAUCACUUCCUCCGCCCAGACAAUAAGGAAUGGCCCUGGUGGCAGAUUGUCCAGGACUACUCUAGAAGCAUGCUGACGAAUCCAUCGGAUCGAUUACCCGCUUUGGCUGGCGUUGCCAGACGUCAGCAUGAAGCAACUGGCCAUCACUAUCUUGCCGGGAUGUGGAGGGAGAAUCUUCUGUCACAACUGACUUGGAUGGUGGUUGGCGAACGUCGUAACAGACCAGUUUGGAGAGCGCCCUCCUGGUCCUGGAUGUCAGUCGAUUCUGGAGUAAGGUGCUGGCCAUGGCUGGAUCUCUCGCAUAUGUCAAAAUAUAUCAGUGUAUCACGAGCGCGCACGGAGCCUUCGGGCUUGGAUCCCUUUGGUCAUGUCAGCUCCGGCUUACUUUCGAUAGCAUGUUCAGCGCUCGUGCACGCACAGCUAUUCGAAUCUACAAGGCCCGAGGAAGCUGCAAGAGAACAGGAUGCCCCGCGCUACCCUCUUGCGAGGGUGAAAAGCGUUGACUCAUACUUUCCCAUUUCUAUCGAUUGCUUGGAAGAUGACCUUAUCCAGAGUAGAGAUGACAUCUAUCUCUUGCCAGUCUUCAGUGGUCCAUCAGGUUCUAGUCGGCAAUGGACGCAAACAGAGGUCAAGGACGGCAAAGAGAAUAAGAAAGAAAAUCAGAUAUCUGAGCAGGACCGAACCUCAGUUGAUUCAGACUCGGAUUUGGAAAUGAGGGAGCAAUUAAUCAUACGCGGCCUUGUUCUUCGGAACUAUGAGAAAGACGCUGGAAAUCAAGGUCGUUUCUACCGUAUUGGGUCGUUCAACUUUGAGAAUUUUAGUAUGGGUUUCGGUGAUCCCGAAUGGGACAGAGACUACUGUCAAGAAUUCAUACGAAUUCUGGAUGAAGAAAGGGCAGAACUGGAUGGAGAAGAGUGUUUUGAUACACUGGGUAGUCAACGUCGUGUCAAGAACAGUUUCUGUAUUACAAUUGAGUAACGCUAAUUAUAGUAGUAGCAGUAGUAGUUUUGGAGUCUUCAAAUCGUUCCCAUUCCACGAGAACCUCUUUAUAGCUUCCUGUUUAGAC
Messenger RNA from Colletotrichum navitas, 2796 nucleotides. RefSeq names its product heterokaryon incompatibility protein-domain-containing protein. The coding region runs from base 396 to 2708 and encodes 770 amino acids. The transcript is spliced from 2 exons. The record is from RefSeq and is a predicted model, not a curated record. NCBI's taxonomy places the organism in Eukaryota, Fungi, Ascomycota, Sordariomycetes, Glomerellales, Glomerellaceae.